This is a messenger RNA of Eimeria mitis, 1581 nucleotides long. Its product is annotated as zinc finger (C3HC4 RING finger) protein, putative. Lineage: Eukaryota; Apicomplexa; Conoidasida; Eucoccidiorida; Eimeriidae. Gene Ontology annotation, cellular component: PRC1 complex. The record is from RefSeq and is a predicted model, not a curated record. Gene Ontology annotation, molecular function: metal ion binding. Gene Ontology annotation, biological process: regulation of transcription by RNA polymerase II.
AUGCAGCGUUCGCCGCGGCCCACGACGCGGCCUGCUUGGCCUGCAGCAGCUGACGCCUCAGCUGGGCCAGCCGUCUCUGUGAGCGAUGGCUCUGUUACCGUGGCUGCGGAUGCAUCCCGGCGCCAAAAGAGAGGGCGGGUUGGCGGGGUAGCGCAGCGGACGCCUGCUGCGCCUGCUACUGCAGAGUCGGAUGAGGACUCAGAGGAGGAGCAGUGCAUUGCGUUUGAAGGUGACGAAGGGUUGGACGUUUCGUUUCCCUUGAAGGCUGUGGAGAAGCUGUUUCGGUGUCCCCUCUGCAACGGCUACUUCAGGGAUGCCGUCACCAUCAAGGAGUGCCUCCACACGUUCUGCCGUUGGUGUCUGUACGAUUACGUCGAGGGCGGGGAAACUGAAGAGGUCUGCUGCCCUUACUGUGAAAGGAACAUGCAGAUGAUGACUCCCCAUAGAGAUGGUGAGGACUCCAGACAUUACAUGCCGCGAAUAACAGCAGCUUGCGUGGCGGGCGCGGGGAGCGUGGUGAGCCUGAACAGCAAUAGCAGCGGCACUUCAGCAGCAGCAGCAGCAAAUGCAGCAGUCCUUUUCGACCGCACCAUGCAGAACCUAGUGGACAAGUUGUUCCCGCACUUUGCGCAGCAGGAGCGCCUAGAGGAAGAGGAGCUGCAGCGAUUCAUGCAGCAACACCAACAUAAACAGCUUCCGCCUGAAUACCUCGUAGGAGGUCUCUCAUCCUCCGGCACCCUCAGGCGCGAGGUCCUUCCGCACAAGCGAGCGAGGCUAGAGGCCAGAGCAGUCACAGAGGAGGCGGGUGGACCCCACCAUCUAGAGCCUCCCCUGCCGCCUGGACUCCAGCAGCCGCAACAGCAACAGCAGCAGCAGACCGAUGACGUUUCUCGUGGCGAAGUGCGCAAGGAACAGCGCGAGGGCUUGCGUAGCAGCAGUGCCGCUUCUCGAAAUCAGCAGCAGCAGCAGCUGCAGCAGUCGCUCGAUGAGUUUGUUGACCAGCUUCUGGGUUCCCCCACUUGCUUUGACGAACAGCAAACAACAGCCAUUGCGCUGCUGCCGGACACAUACCAGGGCCAGCUUAUGGAGGCCCGCGUGCAGUACCAAGGCUUUCAGCUUUCCCAUACACCUCCAGAGGGCUCUCAGAUUGGCGUUGGGGGUGCCCAGGAGUCCGAAGACCUCUUGGUUCUGCCUUUGAAGCUCCCGCAUAUUGAUCGCCCAUACUUGCGGGUGCCCAGCCGCAUGACCGUACAGCUGGUGCUGCGUUACCUGGCAUCGCAGCUGCAGCCGCUGCUGUCUCUGGGGGGCCCAUCGGGGAAACGACGGGAUGGCACCAGCUCUUAUCUAGGAGGAGGUGUAUGCAAUGAGCGUGUGGGUGAGUCUUCGAUUCCCUCUGAUGACCCGCUUGACCUAGAGAUGGCACUGGAGCUGACUUUAGAGGGACGCGUGCUCGGCAGGAGCCACUCCAUAGAUUUCGGCUUUCAGCGAAGCUGCAAAAACGGCCUGAUGGUUUCUGGAGACUGUUUUCUAUCUGUCUGUGGUAGCACGACUUCUCAGCCACUGAAGUUCGUUGUCGAAUAG